UCUAUGAAAAAUAUUUUGAAAAUGAUUAUUUGAAUAUUAAUGAUCAUAUUUCUCAUUCAGUCCGCUUAAGUCCUAGAAAUCAUGGCUGUCGUUGAACCGGUUGUCGGGGGAUUCUCCUUUGAAAAUUGCAGAAGAAAUGCUAUCUUACAAGAGAAAGGUCUGAAGCCACCCAAUGCAUACAAAACUGGGACCACUAUAGUAGGAGUUGUAUUCAAGGAUGGGAUAGUUCUAGGAGCUGAUACAAGAGCAACAGAAGAUACAGUCGUUGCUGAUAAAAAUUGCUCCAAAAUACAUUACAUAGCAGAUAAUAUAUAUUGUUGUGGAGCAGGAACAGCUGCAGAUACAGAAAUGACCACACAGAUGAUCUCGUCCCAGCUACAACUGCACAAACUCAAUACAGGACGUGUUCCCCGUGUCUGUGUUGCUAACCGUCUCUUGAAGCAAAUGCUUUUUAGAUACCAAGGUCACAUAAGCGCAGCGUUGGUGUUGGGAGGGGUUGACAACACAGGCCCACAUUUAUACAGUGUGUAUCCCCAUGGAUCUACAGAUAAACUACCAUACGUUACCAUGGGAUCUGGGUCUCUAGCUGCGAUGUCAGUGUUUGAAGAUGGCUAUAAGCCAGAUAUGGAGAUGGAGGAUGCCAUGAAGCUUGUCCGCGAUGCAAUUGCUGCUGGUAUAUUUAAUGAUCUUGGCUCAGGUAGCAACGUAGAUCUGUGCGUCAUCAAGAAAGACCUCAAAGUGGAUUAUCUUAGACCAUAUGAUGAGGCCAACCAGAAAGGAAUAAGACAAGGAAAGUACACAUACAAACGUGGAACUACUGGAGUUCUAACAUCAGAGGUGAAGAAAUUGCCAGUUCUUGUGACCUCAUCUAAAGUGAAGUCAACAGAAAGUUCCAUGGACACUUCAUGAGCAGUAUAACUGCCAAGCAAAUAGCAACAUUCGAAACAUUUGACAUUUCACUUAUCUCAUGAUAAUCACUUUUUCAGUUAUUUUGAUUGAAAUUGAAUGUACGUGGGUAAAUGAAAUAAUUUUUUCUAAAACAUAAGAAUGAAGCCUGCUAAAUGUAUCCCAUGUGUGUAAGUCUUUUAUCACUGCCCAGGGAUAAAAACACUCAGAUACCAGUGAAACUGAAAAUAAACAAGUUUGUCAGUGACGGUCAGACAAGUUGAAAAUGUUAAUUCAAUGAGAAUUUAACAAUUUUUAUUAGAUUAGUAUGAGACAUUUUUGUAAAGUAAUUAAUUAAAUAUUUUUCAUAAUUUCGAUGACUCUAUCAGGUUGAGAAAUGAAAUUGAGAAAAAAUCCACCAUUCACGUUGAACUUCAUUGUAUUGCCAAAUCCUAUUUCUGGAUAUAUCUUGUGUAGCUAUAUAUUCAUAUCAUAAAAGGAACAUUUGUAUAUAGGCUAAUAUUUAGAAUAAAAUUCUAUGUCCUAAGAAAAACAUUUGUUAUUUCUACUUAUUCCCAAUAUAUCUGGUAUGAGACUUGGCAGAAAAAAUACAAAAGAUAGACUUAUAACAAACACCAAUAAACAUUG
Owenia fusiformis is the source of this 1533-nucleotide messenger RNA. The record is from the annotation of a GenBank genome assembly. Lineage: Eukaryota; Metazoa; Annelida; Polychaeta; Sabellida; Oweniidae.